AUGUAUUUACGGUAUUAUUUGGACAAAGACGGUAAUCGAGUUUAUACUCUAAAGAGUACGCAUUUGGAAGGCGAGAAGAUUUACAGUGCCCAUCCUGCUCGUUUUUCUCCAGAGGACAAAAAUUCAAAAUAUCGAAUCAUUGUUAAAAAGCGUUUUGGUAUUCUACCUACGAUGUUACCGAAACCGUGCAAACAUAUAGACUUUAUAAUGUUAGUUUGGGAGUGGAGACGGAAAUGGCGACAAUAUAUUCGUAAUAGGCAACCACCUCCACGUUCGACGUAUCAAAAAUUAUCCAAAAAAUACCAGAAAGUAUCAUUUAUUCUUUUCGUAAUAGGAUGGCAUCUUAGUGGUUUUGUGUUAUGGAAGAAACUCACAGAAACAGUUAAAAAAAAAAGACAUGAUAAUGUUUCCUUGCGUGAUUUGCCAAGGAAAGGAUUCUUUGAACUUGCCGAGGAAAAAGUUUUCGAUGACAGUGAUUUUGAAAAUGAUGACAAUUGA
Molecule: messenger RNA, 498 nt
Organism: Thelazia callipaeda (thelaziosis nematode)
Lineage: Eukaryota; Metazoa; Nematoda; Chromadorea; Rhabditida; Thelaziidae
Source: the annotation of a GenBank genome assembly